This is a messenger RNA of Folsomia candida, 2374 nucleotides long. It is a transcript of the gene l(3)72Dn, whose product is annotated as U3 small nucleolar RNA-associated protein 4 homolog. Gene Ontology annotation, cellular component: small-subunit processome; 90S preribosome; t-UTP complex. Gene Ontology annotation, biological process: maturation of SSU-rRNA from tricistronic rRNA transcript (SSU-rRNA, 5.8S rRNA, LSU-rRNA). Gene Ontology annotation, molecular function: RNA binding; protein binding. The record is from RefSeq and is a predicted model, not a curated record. Lineage: Eukaryota; Metazoa; Arthropoda; Collembola; Entomobryomorpha; Isotomidae. The coding region runs from base 312 to 2300 and encodes 662 amino acids. The transcript has 8 exons.
CACUUACUUGGCCACAACAGGAGUCAUCACACAAAUUGCGAAAACGGUAUUCGCAAUUACCUCAUCGUAGGAAGAAAUUACGGCAUUGUUCAUUCAGCAAAAUCAGCAGGACUCGUUGCGACUCCCAUCUGCCCAACUUCCGUCUCACCACGCAAUCCCAUCGCGCCAACCAAACGCGACCCUCUUCCAUGUGCUCAUCAACCACAUCAAUAAUACAAUCGGAAACAUGCCCUUCUCAUAAAGUUGAUCCUAAAAUAUAACAAUUGUAAAAGUGGAGUAAUUUAUCCUUAAUUUUUAAUUGUUGAGAAAAAAUGUCAAACUCUGUGAAAUUCCACUUUGCGAAAGUGUUGGAUGUGGAACCGAGUCCGAUUAGUUGCAUGAGCUUGAACCACACAAGUAAAAAGUUGGCCCUUUUCAGGGGUGGACGCAUUGGAGCGAUUGAAAUUUGGGAUGUAAACCAUCAGCCGCUUUUGGAGAGGGUUAUUUUCGAAUUGGAAACAAUUGAUGGAAAACCGUCUGUGGAAAGUGUGGUGUGGGCAGAUAACAAUCGGCUCUUUAGCUGUGGCCUUCACGGAUUUGUGGUGGAGCAUGAUGUCAGGACGGGAAAAUUACUGCAUAAAUCUGCAGCGACAUCAGGUUCUGUCUGGUGCCUUGGUGUUAAUCCUACACAAACCGUCAUUGCUGCUGGCACUGAAGAUGGGUUUAUUAAUUUAUUUAAUAUUGAAGAAAAAAUGCUAACAUAUCUGAGAGUUUUGGAUCGUCAGGAUGGAAGGGUUUUAUGUCUGCAAUGGUCACCGUGUGGUCGUUACAUCGGGACGGGCUCAGUAGACUCGGUUCGUUUGUGGGAUGUUAAUAAAGGACACGCUGUUCAAAAGUUAAUGACCGGCAGGACGAAAAAUAAGGAAACCAUCGUUUGGGCCAUCUUAGUUUUAGAUGAUCACACCAUUGUCACCGGAGAUUCAAGAGGGAUUGUUAGUUUCUGGGAUGGAAGGAUCGGAGUUUUAAAAUACAAAAUGCAAACACAUAAAGCCGACGUACUUACACUACGCCUCUCUUCCGACAAAUCAAGCAUAUACGCUGCUGGCGUGGAUCCUAUUGUUCUGAAUAUUGCUAAAAUUAGUGGCAGCGACAAGUGGAUUAAAUCUCACCCACGUAACAUACAUGUUAAUGAUGUUAUGACUUUGGAAACAUACGACAAUAGACUGUUUUCUGGUGGUAUUGAUACAGAUCUUGCAAUGAGUUCUUUCCCUCCUAAAAUUAUUGUUAAAUAUCCAAAUAUUCCUAAAUACACGCAAUUCAGUGGAUCGGAUAAUGCAGCCAUGCUUUUAAUCAAAUAUGCUAAAAAUCUAACGAUUUGGAAACUACCUAUGGGAAAUUCACAGUUAACAAAAGUCCUGGAAGUGGAAUCUAAAGGAGCUGAAAAUAUGUUUUCUGCAGCAAUGAGUCAAAAUGGAUCAUUUUUUGCGUACUCUGUAUCUGGUGCAGUGAAAGUUUUUCAAAUAUCCUUCACUUUAGACAAUGAUGAAGUUUUGAAACCUAGUUUGGAAAAGUUGCAAUUCGAAAAUUUAAUUGAAUUUAGUUCUGAGAAUCAAUUGGUUCAUUUAAAAUUUAUCAAAGAUGAUACUUUAAUGCUUCUCAGUUCCAGUGGUAGAUUUAUUACGAUAGCUAAAAUUAAUCAAACAACAAAUUCGGUGUGCUUCGGAGACGUACAAGAACUGCAAGAUACAGAAUCAUCGUAUUUGGGUGUUGGUUUAGUUGCUACCACUGCUUCCAAUCUGUGUAUCACUUUGGAUAAUCGUAUCAUUGUGUACUCUUUCAACCAAGAUUUCACCAUUUCUAAAUGUUGUUCUUUACCAACACAUUCCGCUCUCCCUUCCUCCAUUACACUUCAUCCUCUAAAACCAUUGGUUCUUGUCACUUAUGUUGAUAAUAGUGUACUAAUAUGUAAUUAUAAUGAUGGGAAAAUUGUAUGUCAAGAAGUUGUCAAGAAAAAAGUUGAUGAUUUACAACCAUUUCAAGGUGCUUGUUGGUCAUCUGAUGGACAAACUGCUGUAAUUUUUCAAAAUGAUAGCUUAUUUUUAUUAGAAAUUACUGGUGAUAUUAUUGAACCCAAACGGCGAAAAAAACUCGUGAGUGAUGAGCAUAAUCUCCGAUUUCAAAUUAAAACGUGUCCAUCGAAAUACAAGUAUCUUGCUUAUGUUGGUGGGUUUGGGACUGAUUUUGUCGUGGUUGAAGUAGAUCCUCACAGUAUAUUGGAACAUCUUCCACCAGCCUUUGCAAAAAAGAGGUUUGGGGCAUGAAACUGUUAUUUUUAUUUUACUAAUAAUGGUAGUUUUUUAUUCUGUAAAAUAAAUCAAUGUUACAUUUUUAUAGA